AUCGGAACGAUAUAUCGUCGUCGUGAAACCUUUGAAAUACUUAACUCUUAUGAAGCGCCACCUAGUCAAUCAAAUGGUUCUUAUAUCUUGGGGAAUCCAUUUUCUUUUCAAUCUUAUAGUAUUGUCAAGAAACUCAAUUCAGUCCAUCGUAUCAGCGGCUAUUUGCAUUUGUUUUUUGAGGUAAGCUUGUGCGUAAUUUUAUUAUUUUACCUUUCGUCUAUGCUUCUUGUCGUUCACAAGCAAAAAUCUAAAGAUAACAUUUUAGCUAAGCAAUCGCGCUUUAAUCAAAUGGUCGCUGAGUAUAAAGUUAAAACUCAGAACUCGUCCGCGGUAAAAUGGGUCGCUUUGGUAAUGAUUGUAUUUCUAUCGUGUUACGGAAUAAUCAUGCGCUGCAGUUUGUUAGUUUUGACAGGUCAUCCAUGUAAUUAUUUUCAUUAUAAAGGAACUUAACAAGCGAUUAACUCUGGAAUAAACCCUUUAGCUUACGCUUGCUUCAAAAGGGACAUAAAACAAGAAUGUAAAAGGUUUCUCUGUAGAAGACGUCGUUGAUUUACUACAGAGCUGUUCAUGCGCAAGAAAAUGUUGAUGUGUAAACGUAACUCUUCCCUUAGCUUCCGAGCCUGGAUCCAAAGGUCAUCCGGUUCAGGAUCUGCGUUGUAUUAAUUCUUAUCUCAAUUGAUGUUAAAACGAAAGACUUCUAAUGAAACAAGGAUAACUCAUUUUUAUUGUGUAAGAGUCAGCUGUUCUGCGGCCUUUUUGUAAUAGCGAUGGAUUCUUCGAAAAAACCUACGCAUUUUGCAAUAGCGGUUACGGAAUUUUUUUAUAACUUAGGCAUUUCUUUUGUCUUCUAACGAGCGUGGGACAAUGAAAAAAUUCUGAGUCCUCACGAGGAAUUGAAACUCAGAACUUCGGCCUCCGCGCUCCAAUGCUCCAGCACUGAGCCACAGAGACUCCACGGUGAGAGAGGUGUCUUACGAAGUUCACAUGACACGCGUCCUCCUUACCUCUAGGAUCAGCAAUGUCGAUAGCGUAACUUUGUAGAUCUCUCUUAUUCUAUCCACAAAGUUAGGUAUUUUAUAAUAUACAUUUAGGUACUAUGGUAUUACGGUUAUGCAUGCAACUUUUUCAAAGCCUGAUGGUAAACAUAGCGGGGUAACUCAAGUUUGCAGUCUGAGAUGUGACUAGUGAGACAUUUUCUUUGAAAAAUAAUUUUGGUAUCAUGUUUUUGUGAUGGAAGAUAUCUGUUUUGCUACCAUUUAAAAAAAAAAAAAGUAGGUUAACUUUCAUCAUUUUCAGACUUUAUUCUACACCAUUAUGCAAAACUAAUAAUGUGCCAUAAUUUUCGAGAAAUAGCACACGUUGAAUGGUUAUUACAUUACAUUCUGAUUGGCCUAUGCUUCUCCGUCUGUCAAAGUGUCUAAAAUAUUUUUUUGAAGAAUGAUUGAUGUCUGCCGCUUUAAACGUGACUUUACAUAACAAUGGCUAUUGACGUAACUAACGUUUACACAAAGUGUAGCCCGAUGAGACCGGAUGGUUUUAUAAAACACAUAUGCACACAAUUUUUCCUUUGUAUAACAUUUGAAAACUCUCCCUGCUCUAAAAAAUUAAAGCAAUUGUAAAAUCCUAGACAGCCAUUCUUAAAAAAAAAAAAUAAAUAAAUGGUUCCUUUGCAUCCUAAAGAUGGCUGAAAAUGGGUUUGUCAUCUUCCUCGCCUGCAGUAAACGUCAGCUUCACAUCAAAACCAACACAUCAUCUUGUCUUUAGCAGUGGCUGA
Messenger RNA from Pocillopora meandrina, 1774 nucleotides. The record is from the annotation of a GenBank genome assembly. Lineage: Eukaryota; Metazoa; Cnidaria; Anthozoa; Scleractinia; Pocilloporidae.